Messenger RNA from Porites evermanni, 375 nucleotides. The record is from the annotation of a GenBank genome assembly. Lineage: Eukaryota; Metazoa; Cnidaria; Anthozoa; Scleractinia; Poritidae.
AUGCAGGUCUGUUUUUCUGAAGAAGAGUUCAAUUUGUGCUGUAAACAAGCUCAUAAGGAACAGUUACAGCAAUUAGAAAAGGCCCCAAACAAAUUUUUAAAGGAAUACUAUUUGAAGUUAUUUGGCGUCAACCAGAGAAGCCAUUUGGAACAAGCACCUUUCUUUGACGUUUGUGAACAAUUUCCCCAAGAUAUCAUGCAUGUCUUUCUUGAAGGAAUACUGGCUUACGAAUUUAAAUACUUGUUAAAAUAUUACUUCGAGGAGGAGAGCAUCUUCAACUUACAAGACUUAAACGAGGAAAUACGGAAAUAUCCUUGUGGAUACUCACAAAUUAAGAACAAACCAUGCUUUAUCAAGGCAACAGUCCUGGAUUGA